Messenger RNA from Hevea brasiliensis (rubber tree), 1999 nucleotides. RefSeq lists its product as uncharacterized. The coding region runs from base 29 to 1057 and encodes 342 amino acids. The transcript is spliced from 3 exons. Lineage: Eukaryota; Viridiplantae; Streptophyta; Magnoliopsida; Malpighiales; Euphorbiaceae. The record is from RefSeq and is a predicted model, not a curated record. Gene Ontology annotation, biological process: asymmetric cell division.
AACAAAAGGAAGUUCUAAUGGGUAUAUCAUGAAACAACUUAAUUUUUUGAAGUGUUAUCAUGCUGCUGAAUUGUACAGGGAGCAAAGCAGAUCAGAAGAGUAUGUGUAUAAUCCACUUCCAUCAGCAGAAACAUAUCUGAUAACCAGAGGUAGCCAUGCUACUGGAAAAGAGAUGGAUUUAGAAACACAAACUCAACAGUUGAUUCCAAGAAAAUCGAAGCAGCAUAUUGGAAUGGGACAGACUAGAUUGAGCAGGUCAAGUAGAAGUCUUCGAGGGUCUUCCAGUGAUGGUAUGCUUUUUUUGUUCCUGGGGAUAACCAUGGGCAUGAUGUCAAACAUUGGUGAUAACAGCAGAGAAAUAGACAAAUUAUGUGAACUGCUGAAGCAGACUGAGAACUUGAUUCAUGAAUUGCAUGAGGAACUCGAAACGAAAGAUCAGUUAACUUGGAAAGAGCUUGCCAACGCCAACGAGGGCUCGAAAUCCAAUGAACAUUCCUCCUGUAGCACACCUACUGCAUCUUCCAAAAACCAGGAACCAGAUAAAUAUACAAAAUUUGACAGCAGAGAACUACAGAAUGAGAAGAUGAAGAACUCUGAAGCAAUGAGUAAAAUUGAGGCAGAGCUUGAAGCUGAACUAGAGAGAUUGGAACUAAACAUGAAAAGAAGUAGCAUGGGGAGUAUUUUUCAGAAGGAUUCUAACUUUGAAGAUUUUGAUCCAGACAAGGCCAACGAGAAACCUUUCAAUUUAUCUGAAUCAGACCAUGAUGUAAGUGGAACCUCCUCUGCUCACACUCAAACAGCAAGCGGUGUUCUUUCACCUCAGGAGCUGAGCUUGCGUCUUCACAAGGUAAUUGAAUCAAGACUCAGAGCACGCAUUAUAGAACUAGAGGCAGCACUUGAAAAUAAACAGAAGAGGCUGCAUGCCAUUGUCUUGGAAUCUGAUAGCAGCAUAGUUCCUUCAAGGGACUUGUAUAGGAAAGAGAAACCAUCAUCUACACAGGUUGGCAUAAACUUCACAGAUCAAGUUAGUGACAUAGAUGAAGCUUCAUACGAGUAGAGUUAAGGUUAUGAGGAGAGUAUUAAGAGUGGGGAAGCAGAUGAAGAAGCUACUCCCUAGACAUUAAAUAUGGCAUUUAUAAAUGAGAAACAGAUGCAUUCUUUAGACAAGUAGCCAAUGAAGAAGGAAGAGGUUCAAUUGAUGGAGUUAAGAGCCUGAACCAUCAAGACAACCAAUAUCAAAGCUCGAGUUUCAAUUUGAGAAGAGGAAAUUGACAAAAGAUGACAUAAGAGAGUUAGAUAAUUUGGAGUACCAUCCUGAGAUGCUUAAAGAGUACCUUCAGGGAACAGAUCAGGCUCACUUUGUGUAUCCAAGGUCAGACGUUCAACUGUCUGUUAGAGUCCAAGUCCAAUUGGAAUUAGGAAGUAUAAUUAAUUUAGAAAGUAUAAUUAUUUAGGAAGUUUAGUAGAAUUUAAAUUAUGAAAUUUAAUAAUUAGAGUCCUAAAAGGACUAGGUUUUAGUGGUCUAUAUGUAUGAAUAGUUAGUUGACCAUUAUAUGAAAUGUAUUGCAAAGAGCCCAUAAAGUGGAGAGAUGUGUUGAAUUUCGUAAGUUUUGUUUGAGUGAUUUUGAGGGUGAGAAAAAUAAUUAGUGGUUGUAAUUAUUUUUCCUUGAUAGUGAAUUUAUUUAGUGAAAUAGGCUUACGCCGAACCACGUUAAAUUUUGUGUUCUUUAUUUUGUGUGAGUGUGAUUUUUCACAAUAAGUGGUAUCAGAGCUGUGGUAAGAGAUGUCAAAUAUGGCGAGCACAAAAUUUGAGUUGGAGCCGUUCGAUGAGAAAAAUAAUUUUGGUUUAUGGCAAAGCACUGUGAAAGAUGUCAUUGUACAACAAAGAUUAAUUAAAGCAUUAAAUGAGAAGAAAUCAACGACCAUGAAAGAUGAUGAUUGGGAGGAGUUUCAACAAAGGGCUGUGAGUACUGUUAGAUUGACGUUAGCCCUAGAUAUA